AUGGCACCUCGAAUAAGACGUCGUAUCACUACCGCAAAGCGGGAAGAAAUUGAAAAACAACAAAAAGCGUUAUCACAAGCAAUUGUGAGACCGUUUGAGGUUCUCUCUGGUUUGCCAGUAUCUUAUAAUCCACCUCCGAAUGGUCAUUAUGAGAAUGUCUUAAAGAAUCCACUUACAACAAAAGAUACAGGUGUUCUUUAUAGAUCACUUAUGAAGUCUAGGUUAAAUUAUAUGAAUAUUGGACCUAUGUUUAAAUUAUACUGGUUGAAGCAAAGUUCAUAUGCAAAAAAAAUGCAACAAUUGGAUCAAGAAAAGAAUACUUACAAGGCGCAUAAAGAUGAUAAAUCAUCAGAAAGGGUUCCUAUAUUGGGAAAUGAUGUAAGCGCAAGGGAUGUAAUGGUUAAGCUUUGCGAUGCAUCUCUUAGUUUUGGGCCUCAUAAAUUUGAGAUACGGUUAUUCAUUGCCAAAGACGAAAGGUCCGAAAAAAACGGCAAGAAGAAAGACGAAGAAGACAAAGUGAAGAAAGAGCCAAACAGUAAAGAAGAAUUGGAUGGGAAAGAAAGUGCGAUUAGCACGAACAAAACAGCCGAUUCAAUUAAUGAAAAUGCUAAUAUUAAGGAGAAGUCUGUGGAAUCUAACUUAUCAAAGUCCACUGAAGAACAGAAAUAUCAAUCGCAAGAAACUCCCAUCAAUGAAGAAAGUUUAAAAGAAGAGAAUUCAAAUGAGCCCAAGGAUAAUAUCCCUACAAGUGUACAAUCUGCGCAAUCUAUAACCAAUGAGACCCAGAAAGUACCAAAUGAAACUAGUGACUCAAACCUGGAACGAAAAACUAAUUCUACAGACAGCCCUCAAAAGGAUCAAGAUAAACAAAAGACAAAACCAACCCCAAAUGAAAAGUCGGAAACUAUGAGUUCCAAAGAAGGUGAAAAUGAUUUCAAGAAGAAAGUGACUUCUAAGGUUAAUUCAAAGGAAAUAGAUAAAAAAGAAGAUCAAAAUGAAAAUAGUCAGAAUAUCUCAAAUAUCCAUGAAGGUGACUCCAAGACGCUGAAGAAUUCGACUACAACUUCCAAUGUUGAGAACAUAAAUACGUCCAGCAAUCCACAAACAGCAACGCUGGUACAGCAACCAUCUACUGGAAAUUCUUCAACCAUGAAUCAGUCCUCAGUUUCGACCCCUCAAAACCCGUCACCUACACCUCCAGAUGCCCCAAGUACUAAGACAGAUCCAAAUAGCAUGCAAUCCAUAGAGAAUACAAUAAUGAUUGCAAAUUUGAAUACAAUAGCUAGGGUGGACCAAUCAUUAAACGCUUUGAUGAAGAUAGUUGCUCUGGGAAAUGCGUCUCCUCAGCAGAUAAUUACUUUUCAGGGCUAUAUACAAAGGGCAAGGGAAAUGGGGCCACAGCCACAUCAUGCAUAUCUAUUCCCAAACGGUAUACUUCCGAACCAAAGACCUAGAAAAUUGCAAAAAGACAAAAAACCUCCAAAAGAAAAGAAACCUCCAAAACCAAAGGUACCAAAAGACCAAAAGUUAACAGCAUUCCAAGAAAAGUAUAUAACUGAUGCAACUCUAUUAUUUGAAUUUGUAGAAAAUGCAAAUGUGAGAUAUAUGCUCCCCCAAGAAGCAAUAUGUGAAGUACUACCACCUGCAACUUUCGAUGCCGAGGAGCCUGAUAAUAAAGACAUUUUAGUAAGCUUUUUAUGGAUUCAUAAUCAAAACGAAGUUGACAAUUACAAUCAAAAAUUGAGUGAAUAUAAUGAGUUCAAGAAAAAAGAAGAAGAAGAAUUGAAUAAAGAUAAAUUGAAGAAAGAGGAAGAUUUGAAAAGAUUGAAUCAAAAUGAAGAAGGGGAGAAUAAUGAAACGCAGAAAAAUGAAAAUCAGCAAGCUGAGAAUGAGCAGAAACCGGAACAUGCACUGGAAAACGAAGAAAGCCGCUCUAGUGAACAAAAACUAGGUAAUGAAGAUAAAACAAAAGAAGUAGAUUCAGAGAAUCAAAAGAAUGAUGAGGAACUGGUAUCUAAACCAAGUAGAAGACCUCCUCCUAGAAAAGGUCGCAGAAGAAGGGGUGGACCUGUGCCUAAUAAGAAGGUGGCACCCAAGAAAAUUGAAUGUCCGGUUGAACCAGAAAUUAAGUAUACUGCCCUUUCAUUUACUAUUCAUGGAAUACCCUCAAGGUAUGUUCCAAUUAUAGUUAAUAGUUUUAAAAAACUCGAGGAAGUACAGGAGCGUAUGUCUUAUAUAUUGAAAAAUGGUACUAGAACUACCAGUUUUUAUUUAUGGUAUCAAGUUGAUGGUAAACUAGACGAAUCUAUUGCAGAAGAUGUACGCGUACAACUAAACCAAGAAGAGAAAAAAAUGCAAGGUGUUACAAGUACUCAAAGUUCUACUUCUAAUUCUACCGCAAAGAAGAGAAAACAAAAAGAAAAGGGAACCGAACCAAAAUCAAAGAAGAAUAAAACUGACCCUACAGUUUCAAUUACAGCUCCAGUCUCAACUGCAGCUCCAAUUCUAGAUUCAACACAAGUCCCAGUUCCCGUUUCUGCUCCUACUCCAACACAAGCUCAAAAUCAGAAUGGCUGA
Debaryomyces fabryi is the source of this 2577-nucleotide messenger RNA. RefSeq lists its product as uncharacterized. NCBI's taxonomy places the organism in Eukaryota, Fungi, Ascomycota, Pichiomycetes, Serinales, Debaryomycetaceae. Gene Ontology annotation, biological process: chromatin remodeling. Gene Ontology annotation, cellular component: Swr1 complex. The record is from RefSeq and is a predicted model, not a curated record. Gene Ontology annotation, molecular function: ATP-dependent H2AZ histone chaperone activity. The transcript has a single exon. The coding region runs from base 1 to 2577 and encodes 858 amino acids.